AUGCCCGUUGGUCUUGGACAGGGUCUUGUUCGAUUGCUCCAAUUCAGCGGAGUCCUUUCAGCCGAAAACCCCACUAAACAUCAGCUAUCACACUGGGAAACUGUUGUGAAAGACUACUUCACUCCGAAGGCUAUAAUGAAAUUCACCUUAUGGAAAGAUAACCAGCGGAAUGAAGCAAAGCCUUUCGAGAUCGGCGUCCCCAUACUGCCUCGAUUUUUUCUAGUUACCACCCAAUCCGGCGUCAAAUCCAUGACACUCUCACUAGAUGGUGCCAGAGAACGGCUACUCUCACAACACCAUGCGGUAGUGGAGUGUGUUGCAGCUGUUUGGACAUACCGAUACACCAACGGGUACACAGUCACACUUCGGGGCCCGCUCACAGUCCACGUUCUCCUCAUUCCUCACCCAAACACCGCCCCCUCCCAAACACCGCCAUAUUCCCUCAAAUUUGAUCACCUCCAAUUCGAUGCAAAUCUUCACGAAAAAUUUAUCGCAUUGGAUUCGGUAAUGGGUCACAGGCAAUCGGAGUCACCGAAGACGCCACGCGUGAGGACGGCACCGACGCCAAGUCCGAAUGGGACGGUGAUGCAUAGGAUGGAUGAUGAGAGGAUAUGGGAAGAACCCAGAGUCAUGAUCGACCAUGCGUCGAUACCGGGAGAACCUGUGAACGCAUUUGGGAUUCCCCAAGCCACGAUGCGAUGUCUGGAGGUAUGUACUUUUCGGCUCCGCGUUUUUCUUUGCUGA
Suillus subalutaceus is the source of this 744-nucleotide messenger RNA. Its product is annotated as LIM-domain binding protein. Gene Ontology annotation, biological process: negative regulation of transcription by RNA polymerase II; positive regulation of transcription by RNA polymerase II. The coding region runs from base 1 to 744 and encodes 247 amino acids. Gene Ontology annotation, cellular component: transcription regulator complex; nucleus. The record is from RefSeq and is a predicted model, not a curated record. The transcript has 3 exons. NCBI's taxonomy places the organism in Eukaryota, Fungi, Basidiomycota, Agaricomycetes, Boletales, Suillaceae.